AUGGAUGAACUCUGUAACGCAUUGGAACGUGAAGCUCAAUUUGAAAAUGAAAUGGAAAAUGAUGAAUUUAUAUUACCUGGUGAAACAAAUAAAGAAGUUGGUUUAGCUACUUUAAAAACAAUUGAAAGUCUUAAAGGUGCAGAAAGUAUUAUUGAAGCACUUGAUAUUUGGCGUGAAGAAAAAUUAAAACUUGCUGAACAUGAAGCAACACAAAAAGCAUUAGGAAAAGAAAUGCCUUCACCACCACGUCAUAUUAUGUUACAAGCAUUAGGAAGUGGUUAUACAGCUGAACGUUUUGUACUUGAAUCAUUAAGAAAAAUUUCAGCAAGUGAUUUGGAAGUAACACUUCUUCUUCUACCAUUUGAUUAUAAUUAUGUGUUAAAUGUGCUAUAUUUUUUUUUGAUCAAAAUUCAUCAUGGUGUAUUAACAUCAUCUCAUCAAUAUUUAAAUAUUGUUGAACAAUUACGAACACGUUGUAUGGAUACAGUAGAAAAAUUACGAAAUAAUGUUGGAUUUAAUCUUGCUGGUUUAAAAUUAAUUCGACGUCAAAUUGAAGAACAAAAUGAUGUUAUUCUUUUUGCUGAUGCAACACAAAAAUUAACAUCAAAUGAAGCAAAAAAACGUAAAAAAAGGAAAAUCAUCAGCUGCUAUUUUGACUAUUAA
Messenger RNA from Rotaria sp. Silwood2, 663 nucleotides. The record is from the annotation of a GenBank genome assembly. NCBI's taxonomy places the organism in Eukaryota, Metazoa, Rotifera, Eurotatoria, Philodinida, Philodinidae.